AUGACGUCACAAAGGCGUUUGUUUACAAACAGAGAUAAUGGCAGUCGGCGAGAAAAUUGUGUGUUCAAAGAUCACGAUAAUAAUUAUUGGCUUGAUGCAGAUGGUUCAGUGCCAUUCCCAGAAAAUUCGGUGGUGUACCGUGGAAGCACCGAUUUUCCUGGGAGGUAUUUUGCAGACCAGGAGUUAACAGUGGAAUGGGCUCUCGAGUGGCUACCACGAACAGUUGAAGUAUACCCUCGCAGGGUACUUGGGAAACCAGUCUUUGCCUAUCAGAACUUUCCUGCUGUCUCCUCCGCAACCACAUCGCCUUCUCUUGCUGCCAUGUCACCCACUCCAUCAGGUCUUCCUCCAAAGCGACAUGCUCUUCCUACUUGCUUAAAUCCAGUUCUUCCCUCAACAUCUGCUACACCAUCUUCCUUGGUAUCUACACCAAUUACUUCCCCAGAGCGGGUUGUUGGUGUAGAACCAAGUGAAAUCGAGGAAGCCGAGGGUUUUCACUAA
Messenger RNA from Penaeus monodon (black tiger shrimp), 501 nucleotides. RefSeq lists its product as uncharacterized. NCBI's taxonomy places the organism in Eukaryota, Metazoa, Arthropoda, Malacostraca, Decapoda, Penaeidae. The transcript has 3 exons. The record is from RefSeq and is a predicted model, not a curated record. Bases 1 to 501 code for a protein of 166 amino acids.